CAUUCUUUUCCUGUUAACAAAUUAAAAAAUCAGGGUUUUCUUCUGCUUUACGGAGGCAAAACAAUAAAUUGCAGGGGUAGUCAGUAAGUCUUACUAAUCGAAAGACUUUCUCUCGCUGAAUUAGUUAAUGGAGAGGUUGAAAUCUUCGGUUCCUGACAAUCUUAAAAGCGCCGUGGCAAAUGGCACCCUUGAUAAUCUUCUUGAAACAUCUUCUUCUAUUCUCGACUUGUUUCUUAAUUUACAGCAAUUUCACGAAAUGGUUAGGGAGUUAGUUGACCUGAAGGCAUCUCGUUUUGGCAAGAGUAAUUAUACUGCUUUAGAGUUGAAACAAAGAGGAAAUGAAUAUUAUUUGAGUGGAGAUCACCAGAAAGCCUUAAGUUGCUACUCCCAGGCAUUACGUGUUGCGCCAGUUGGUGCUGAUGACAAGGGGAAAAAUCUUGUAGCAACAAUUUAUGUGAAUCGAGCUGCUGUUUUGCAUAAAAUCGGUCUCUUGGUGGAGUGUAUACGAGACUGUAAUCGAGCGAUUCGUAUUUCUCUUUGUUAUGCAAAGGCAUGGUACCGAAGAGGCAAAACUAAUAUCUCUUUAGGAAAUCUUGAAGAUGCAAUUUAUGAUUUCACCAUUGCUAAAGAUAUGGAGUCAUCCUUGAGUGGAAAGAGACAAAUACAAAGUGAAAUGAAGAUACUUUUGGGACAUCAUAAGACAACAAUUACUACUCCAAUUCAACACAAUGUUAACAACUUGGCAAAUUUGGAUCAUCUGUCUAGUGUGCCACAACAUAUAGAACUACAAUGUGUGACAACACUGCAUAAAGGAAGGGAGAUGGUUUCCAAGUGUGACAUUCCGCCGACUUCCAUUGUUCAUGUUGAAGACCCUUAUUCUGCAAUAAUAUCAAAGCAGUAUCGAGAAACUCAUUGCCAUUACUGUUUGAAUGAGUUACCACCUGAUUCAGUCCCCUGCCCCUCAUGUGCCAUACCAUUGUACUGCUCAGAAAACUGCCAAGUUCGAGCAGGAGGAGAGUUUAGGACUGAGCCGAAGAACUUUACCACUCCUAAGAAUUUUUCUGAUGAUCUUGUAGAGUACAUUGCAGGCAUUACUUUACGCCUUGAAACUUCUUCAGAAAAGGAGCUUGUUCGAGAACAUCAACAUGAAUGCCGGGGGUUCAACUGGCCUGCUAUACUUCCAUCCGAUGUAGUUUUGGCGGGUCGGAUGCUAGUAAAGUCUUUGGAGGAAAGAAAAGUUUCUACACAGCUUUCCAAGUUUUUGUUGACUUUGGAGCUUUCUCACAGUUAUGCCAAAAUGCCUCCAGAAAGCAAAUUAGAAUUACAUAUAUAUUCCAUUGUAUUGCUGUGGUGUCUCCAGCAUUCUUACAGCUCUGAACUGUCAAUAAGUGGAGUUUCGGUAUCUCAGCUUAGAGUUGGUCAAGCUAUUUAUUUAACUGGCAGUCUGUUCAACCAUUCCUGCCAGCCAAACAUCCAUGCAUAUUUUCUUUCACGUAAACUUUUCGUAAGGGCCACAGAGUUUGUGGCAGUAGGUUGUCCUCUCGAGUUGUCAUAUGGUCCGGAGGUUGGAAAGUUGAACUGUAAAGAUCGUGAUAGGUUUCUUGAAGAUGAAUACUUCUUUGAGUGUCGGUGCCGUGGUUGUUCUGAAGUUAAUAUAUCUGAUCUUCUUAUGGAUGGGUUUUGUUGUAGUAAUCCUAAUUGUUCUGGCGUUGUUCUGGAUAGCAAUGUUUGUAGCUUUGAAGAACAGAAGUUUCAGCACUUCUAUACUGUUUCUAAAAGAAGCUGCCAAAGGCACCAUUUGCUGGUGAGUAAAAACUAUAAUUUUGACAUUAAUGAUGUGGCUGAGCUUUUACUUGAGAGAAAAAAAGGCUCGCUUCGUGUCACUCCUGGGUCUUGUUUGAAAUGUGGCAACUAUCGUGAUCUGAAAUAUUCUCAUGCAGCAGUGGAAAAAGCUUUAAUUUACAUCGAAAGGUUGCAGGAUUCAGUUUUGUCCUGCGAAAUCUCAGUUACUACACUUUCAGAUGCGUUGCGAUCUCUUGAUGUGCUCAAAUCUGUAUUACAUGCAUGCAGCAAGGGCAUUGCGGAAGUACGACUGGGUGACGGUGCGCAGAUUGGAUGCAGGCAACUGGCUGGCAGGUGCACGGCUAAAGACUUGUGAGUUUGCACAGGUGCAGGGAGGCUACGGCAGUGGUGCCUGGACAGGGCAGCUGCCUCUGGAAUCGGCUAAGAGUGGAUCUGCAUGCAACUGAUGUGUGUUUGUGGCAGAUAAUGCUCUUGAAAUGGCUAACUGGGAGGCUGUGCAGAAGGUGGCGCAGCUGGAGGAUUUGGUCUUACAGUAGGGCUUGGUGGAUACUGGCCGGGCUUUGGUGGAUACUGGCCGGGCUUUGGUGGUUAGCUGCUAUAAUGGUGGUGGUUGACUAUUAAGGCUAGCCUCCUUAGAGUUUUUUUUUUUAAAUUUCGGCAAUGGAAACUGAUUAGAAUUUGUAAAAAGGAAUUUGAGUUUCUUUCCUAGAGCUCUAGAACCUUUUCAGGAAUAAUGUGUUGUUUUUAUUAUUGAAUAAUAUGCCCCAAUAUAU
Molecule: messenger RNA, 2576 nt
Organism: Carica papaya (papaya)
Lineage: Eukaryota; Viridiplantae; Streptophyta; Magnoliopsida; Brassicales; Caricaceae
Source: RefSeq, a predicted model, not a curated record